Molecule: messenger RNA, 2710 nt
Organism: Drosophila busckii
Lineage: Eukaryota; Metazoa; Arthropoda; Insecta; Diptera; Drosophilidae
Product: myotubularin-related protein 9
Exons: 7
Coding region: 356-2179 (607 amino acids)
Biological process (GO): negative regulation of autophagy
Source: RefSeq, a predicted model, not a curated record
AAAGUGUUAUUUAAGUUUAUAGUUAACGUUGGUGUAUGUGCAAAAAGCUCCAAACACAGUAAAAACACGUAAAUACACUACUACGCCCACACUGCUGUUGUCUGUUGUUGCGGCAGGUUGCCAAAAGAGGGCGGUAAGCGGAAGAAGAAGCAAUCAAGUGGCAAAAACACAAGCAACACCAGCAACAACAACAACAGGCUGCCACUGCGACAGCGCCACAGGCAAAAUGCAAAAAGUUAAUUAGCGUGAACACAAAUCACCACUCAAAGGGUGGUCUGGCCGCAAAGCGUGCAUGUGUAUGUGACAGUGUUCGUUUGUGUAGUAGUAGGUCAGGAAGUGGGCUGACCUGUUGGACAUGGAGUUUGCCGAUUUGAUAAAAACCCCCAAGCUGGAUGGGGUGUAUCUGCAAAAUCCAAUUGGCACCACCGUCGAAGGCACCCUCUGCAUAACGGGUCAUCAUUUAUUACUCAGCUCACGCCAGGAAAACAGCCAGGAGCUAUGGCUACUGCACAAGAAUAUCGACUGUGUGGAAAAGAAGCCAACGGCUCAGCACAUUGUUACCGGAGGUGGGAUUAUAACACUCAAAUGCAAGGAUCUGCGUAUUAUAACACUGGAGAUUAAGCAUGCCAAAGAAUUUUUGAAUGUUGCAAAUUCACUGGAGGCGCUCAGUGCUUUACAAAAUUCAGAGCUUGAGUAUCCGUUCUUCUACAGACCCAUGUACUCUAUAUUGGAGGAUGGCUACACCAUGUUUAGACCAGAGCUGGAAUUCGCACAACUCAUCAGCGGCUUGAGUAUGGGCGGCGCUUCUUCCCCCAAUGUAGCCAACAUUACCAUUUGCACGCCCUCAACAUCAAGUAUGAGCAACAGCAUACCCCAUCCUCUGCAAAAUGGUUUUGCAUUAGACGCCGCUGCCGCCUUGACUGGCAGCACCAGUAGCCUUGCAGCCUCCUGCGAGUGGCGCAUUAGCCAUGUGAACAAAGACUUUGGCGUCUGUGCCACAUAUGGCGCUACACUGAUUGUACCUAAGGCAAUUAGUGAUGAACAACUAGCGCUCUCCGCUGCCUUCCGCGAUGGAGGUCGCUUUCCCCUGCUCAGCUACAGGCAUGAAAAUGGCGCCACGCUAAUGCGCAGCGCGCAGCCGCUGUCUAUACAAGGAAUCAAACGUUGCCGUGCUGACGAGGCCAUAUUGAAUGUGGUGCUGGGACGCAGCAAAAAGGGAUUUAUUGUGGACACCUGGGGCAAGGGCAAGUCACACACCGAAAGUGAUCCGCAUUAUUCGCAGUGGAAGAAGGUUAAUCGCGCCAUAGGCAAUGUUACUUCACCAGCCUCCAUUUUGGACAGCUUUGCGAAGCUCAUAGAGGCCUGCAAUGAUGUGGGCUGCAGCACCGACAAGUGGUUGACACGUCUGGAGAACAGCGGCUGGCUAAGCCUCGUCCUAAACUCGUUGAAUGCCUCUUGUGUGGUGGCACAAUGCCUGGAUCAGGAGGGCAGUCCAGUACUGGUGCAUGGCGCCAAAGGUCUAGACUCAACGCUGAUUGUUACGUCGCUAGUGCAGAUUAUACUAAAUCCCGAUUGUCGCACUGUGCGUGGCUUGCAGGCCUUAAUAGAGCGGGAGUGGAUUCAAGCUGGUCAUCCGUUUGGAUCGCGCCAUCGCUACUCUUGCUACACGCCGCAUCAAAUGCGCAACAAAAACUCAGGCGCCACAUUUGUGCUCUUUCUGGACUGCAUCUAUCAGCUGUUUACACAGUUUCCAUGCAGCUUUGAGUUUAGCACACAGCUGCUGAUACUGCUCUUUGAGCACAGCUACUUCUCACAAUAUGGCACAUUCUUGUGUGAUUCAGAGCGUGAGCGACAUGAGUUGCAAGUGCAUACGCGCACCACAAGCCUCUGGUCCUAUCUCAAUCGACCGGAUGUGCUGCAAACGUUGCUGAAUCCGCUCUACGAACCGAAUGCAAAUGUUAUAUGGCCUUCAGUAGCGCCAAUUAGUUUGGAGCUAUGGAGCGAACUCUAUUUGCGCUGGGUAAUUGAUCAACGCAAUUCAUCUAUUGCCAUGACACAAAUUCAGGAUCUGGUUACUAAACAAAAAGAGCUUCGAACUCAGGCACUAAAGCUGCGCAAACAAGCCUUGGAACUAAGCCAGGAAACGACCGCACUCAUGGGCGAAUUAGAUAACGCAUAAAGAUGGCUACCUCAACGUUGUCUCUCUCUCUAACUCUCUAUUACAACAUUAUUGCGUAAAUAUUACAUAUAUAUAAGAUAUACACUUAUUUUUGAUACUUUCUGUAGCCAUUUUGAAUCAAUUAUUAUUUUAAGCGUACAUUUAUACAAACAGUCUCUUAAAGUUCCAUUCACAAAUUUUGCUGAAACAGAAAUUUACUUAUGGAUCUGCUAUUGGAUCAAAACAAAGUCUCUCUCUCUCUCUCAAAGUCAUUUUAACUAUAGAAACGAUUUUAAACUAAAUCUCUCAAAUACCGCGCUCUCACAGUCUCUGGAAAAGUAUCAAAAGUUGAACUACAUUAAGUCAAUUUUGACGCAUUUACUUUUAUGGAAUUUUUAGCGUAGUAAGUCGAUAUACAACAUAUACAUAUAUAUGUAGUACUAAUUGGUGUUUAAGUAUUGUAAAUUCAAAGAUUUGCCUUUUUGUACAUUUUGAUUGAAUCGCAUUAAUUGAAAGCUUUAAAAGCGUUUAUAAACAAUGAAACUAAAUACA